AGUCGAUCGUGGAGAGCUGUUCAUCAUCGAUAUUGUCCAUUUGAGUGACGAAUGGGCUAAUACAGAUCUUGGGUUGGGGAUGAUGGGACAUGUACUCGGUGUGGCUCGCCAUAAAUCUCUGAUACCCGCGUUUGUCCUAAUCGACCCGACCUUCUCUACUGGGGUGAUGCAGAAUAAUCCCGAGACAAAGCAUGGGCCAGCGUCGAAAGAUGCAGUCAUGGAUGGAUAUUCGCUCAUCGAUAUCCUUCGUUAUAUAGGCUUCCGACGCAUUGGAAUAUCUCGUUGCUUUGCAUUUGCAAACGAUCAGCUGCAUCCGUCUCGGAACAUGAGUGCUGCUGAAGAUCGAAAGUGGGACGAUAGGAUUGGAAAUUCUGGUCACCAAUUUAACAUGUCUGUAGAAAUGCAAAGCGAGGAAUAUUUUAGGACUGGCGCCAAAGCCGAGUCUCAUCUGCAGAAGUUGGCAACCACUCACCCUCUACAUUGGGCAACCAUGACUUUGCCUGUAGAUGAAUGCAUUCAGCUGUACUCAAACACCAAACGAGAUUUCGAGUUCGUCGUCCGCGAUCCAUUGUAUCGUAAUGUCCUGCAUGUGGCAGCUUCAGAACAGAAAGCCCAGUGCGUUAUCUGGCUGCUUCAGAAUGUCAAGAAACUUCAAUACUUGAAAACGGCGCGAAACCUGGCAGGAUAUACACCACUGGAGGAUCUGGAAGCUAGGCUUGAGACGAUCCGAACCUCAAUUCUAUACUUUGACGGGUUCCCUAUCAAUGCCGUUGUUUGUCUGGCAGCCCUCCUUGAUCAGGACCAGCUCGACGCUAUUGACCGCCAGAGAUUAAGAUUUGGUUGCAGUUGUGGUGGUUGCGUAGAGGGAUUCAUGUCUCCCCGAACACAAUUCGCGCUCAUGUGCAAAGCAACCAAGAUCUUCCACACCUUAGACCGUAAUAUUUAUGACACCGACGACGAACCAUGGACCCAGCAGUAUUCUCACAUCCUCCAAUACGUCAAGCCUGAAAUCCAAGAAAAUCUAGAACUCAGCCAGGAUCUCCGCCAAGGCUUCAUCAACCUCUUCUUCCACAUCGCUGAAAUCAUCGAGAACGGACUCAUCCCUAAUAUUGAAUCGGUCAAGAAAAACGCUUGGGAUAAAGGGGAUCGACAACCUACUGUCCCAAGUGCCAUCUUUGAGAAUGGGACGACUGAGGCGGCAAUUCAGAUUGUGUUUGAGAUGGCUAGGGACUGUGAUGAGUGGGCGGGCAGUGCGGAGCAUGAGGUUGAGGUUGAGGUUGGGUUUAAGGAGGAGGUUGAGAGGUUGCCGAGGUGUAGGAAUGAUCAUGAGUGGGAGCUUGUGGUUAGGAUGUGUGGGUUGAGGGAGUUGGGGAGGGGGAAGUGAUGGGUG
This is a messenger RNA of Cadophora gregata, 1390 nucleotides long. RefSeq lists its product as uncharacterized. NCBI's taxonomy places the organism in Eukaryota, Fungi, Ascomycota, Leotiomycetes, Helotiales, Ploettnerulaceae. The transcript has 3 exons. The record is from RefSeq and is a predicted model, not a curated record. The coding region runs from base 80 to 1384 and encodes 434 amino acids.